AUGGAGGAGAGAGAAACGAUGAAGCAGAAGACGGAGACGAAGAAGCAGAAGCGCGCGCGCUCGGGGUUCUGGACAUGGGUCGUCGCGUCGGUCGCGUCGGUCGCGUUCCGGCUCGCCCUCGUCUACCUCCCCAGGAACCUCCGCCUGUCCACCCGCCCCGAGUUGGCGAAGGCUAAGUCGGUGAUGUUCCAUGUGUCACGGUUCUCCUUUGCUGUUGCUCGUUCUCGGACUUCUCGCUGUCAAAAGGAUCCUUUUAUCUUCCCUCCAUACCACAAAGCAGCAAGGGAGCCUUUUGACUACUAUAUGUUUGGUCAAAAUUACAUCCAUCCUCUGGUUGAUUUCAGAAACUCAUAUGUUGGAAACAUUCCUGUUUUUGAUGAAAUCCGUGAGAAACUUCAGGAGGGCCACAACGCCAUUUUGAUAUCCAACCACCAAACGGAAGCAGAUCCAGCUGUUAUUGCUCUGCUUCUUGAAGGAACACAUUCACAUAUUGCGGAGAAUGUGACUUAUGUAGCUGGAGAUAGAGUUGUAACAGAUCCACUCUGCAAGCCCUUCAGUAUGGGAAGGAACCUUGUUUGUGUAUUCAAAAAGCAUAUGUUUGAUGUUCCAGAGCUUGUUGAGAUGAAAAGGAGAUCAAAUACACGAAGCUUGAAGGAAAUGGCUUUGCUUUUAAGGGGUGGAUCACAACUACUGUGGAUUGCGCCAAGUGGUGGCAGAGAUCGUCCUGAUCCUCUUACAGGAGAAUGGUAUCCGGCACCCUUUGAUUCUGCUGUUGUAGACAAUAUGAGGAGGCUUGUAGAACAUUCUGCUGUGCCAGGACAUCUCUACCCAUUAGCAUUAUUGUGCUAUGAUAUCAUGCCACCUCCACCCCAGGUGGAGAAAGAAAUUGGUGAAAAAAGAGUGAUUACUUUCCACGGUGCUGGGUUAUCAGUUGGACCGGAGAUUAAAUUCAAUGAAGUUACUUCCACCUGUUACAACUCUGAGGAGGCGAAGGAGGUAUAUGCACGGGCUCUUUAGAGUAUUACUGCGCAAUAUAAUAUUCUCAAAUGUGCUAUACAUGACAAAAAAGGACUUGAAGCAUCAACUGCAGAGGUUUCCUUGUCGCAACCAUGGAAUUAUGAGAAUUAGUGGCAUCUUUCCAG
Messenger RNA from Eucalyptus grandis, 1142 nucleotides. RefSeq names its product glycerol-3-phosphate acyltransferase ATS12, chloroplastic-like. Gene Ontology annotation, biological process: glycerophospholipid metabolic process. Gene Ontology annotation, molecular function: glycerol-3-phosphate O-acyltransferase activity. NCBI's taxonomy places the organism in Eukaryota, Viridiplantae, Streptophyta, Magnoliopsida, Myrtales, Myrtaceae. The record is from RefSeq and is a predicted model, not a curated record.